Messenger RNA from Neltuma alba, 351 nucleotides. RefSeq lists its product as uncharacterized. The record is from RefSeq and is a predicted model, not a curated record. NCBI's taxonomy places the organism in Eukaryota, Viridiplantae, Streptophyta, Magnoliopsida, Fabales, Fabaceae. The transcript has a single exon. Gene Ontology annotation, biological process: DNA integration. Bases 1 to 351 code for a protein of 116 amino acids. Gene Ontology annotation, molecular function: nucleic acid binding.
AUGACUGGGGAACCCACUUCUACAAACAAGUUGCAUACUAACUUGUUGGCAAAGUAUGGGGUUUCCCACAGAGUGUCCACCCCAUUUCAUCCUCAAAUAAACGGCCUAGCUGAGGUGUCGAAUCAAGAGAUUAAAUGCACCCUGGAAUGUAUUGUCAAGCCCUCUAAUAGAGACUGCAGCUUGAGGCUAGAUGAUGCACUGUGGGCCUACCACACCGCCCACGAGACCCCAAUUGGCAUGUCUCCAUAUCAGAUUAUCUAUGGUAAGUCCUGUCACAUUCCAGUAAAGCUAGAGCAUCGAUUAUACUGGGCAAUUAAGAGCUGCAACACCAAUUUAGAGGAAGUGAUUUAG